Molecule: messenger RNA, 3789 nt
Organism: Carcharodon carcharias (great white shark)
Lineage: Eukaryota; Metazoa; Chordata; Chondrichthyes; Lamniformes; Lamnidae
Product: hemicentin-2-like
Exons: 11
Coding region: 289-3042 (917 amino acids)
Biological process (GO): cell-cell adhesion
Cellular component (GO): membrane
Molecular function (GO): integrin binding
Source: RefSeq, a predicted model, not a curated record
GCAAAAGAAACGGAAUUUGUAAAUGUUUCAUUCAGGCAUAUUUAGUUUGUUAAUUUUUGAUAGAAACCGGAAGCAAUAAUUAUUACUGGCAGAGAGUAUGUCAUCGCCAGAUAUGACAAUCCGGCUUUUCCAGGAUACGGCGAGUCGCACAUUUCCUUCAAGCCGAGUUAAAUACCUUGUGGUGCCAUAAGUCUCGCCACUUACCGGUCACCGUCCCUGAGAACCCUUUCGGAUUAGUUUGCUGGACAGAAAUUUCUCUCAAGAUUUUGCGCUUGUAACGACUUGAUCAUGGAUUUCAGGCUCACUUCGCGGUUUGGAUAUAUGUGUCUUUUUAGCUUGUUUCUAACUGUAACAGACAUCAGGGCUGGAAAUGAGAUGAGGAUCAAUGCAAACCCCCCUGCUGUGGCAUUUGGAGACUCUUUGCUGGUGAACUGCAGUACAACAUGUGCAACAGAUAACAUAAUAAUCGAAGGAAUAAAAGAUCAAAAUCAUGGCGCUCAAUGGCGCACUGCUUAUUCCUCAAGUAUCCAACAAUGGUCUCUCAAAGUGACAUGUUUCACAAAAUGCUCAGAGAGUCUGUUGCAGAUGAAAAUUAUCACUGUAUACAAUCGAGAGAUAAGCAUUACUCCACUUCCUGAAGUGCUGGAAGUUAACAGAACAUAUAGUCUGGAGUGCACUGGUCCGAGGGUCUAUCCAAACAAUAAACUCAUACUCACAUGGCUGAGAGGGGGAGAGAUUGUUCAGAGUAAUUCCACAGGAGAAGAAGGUUCACCAGAUGAAGAUAAAAGAUUGAGGAAUGUCUUCAGUUUCACUGCAAGUAUGUCAGAUGAUGGACAGGAGUACACCUGCUUGGCAGAAGUGGACUUGGGCUCCAACAGCACAGAACCAAUCGCAAACUCCUCUGUGACUCUGCAAAUUCACUAUGAACCUAUUGGAACAUUUGUAACAGCAAACAAUAAAACUAUCUCAGAGUCCCCAGUAAAUUUCAGUUAUGGUGACAAUAUUAUAUUAAUCUGUGGUUCUCAAGGAAAUCCACGGCCAACACUGAAAUGGGAAUAUCCCAAACAAAGCAAUAUUGUGAUUAAUCCUUCAGGAAGCCUCCAUAUUUCUGAUGCCACAACAAAAAAUAAUGGAAUAUAUAAAUGUACAGCCACUAAUAAACUUGGAGCUGAUGAGAAGACCGUGGACAUCAGAGUUGAAGACAUCAGGGCUGGAAAUGAGAUGAGGAUCAAUGCAAACCCCCCUGCUGUGGCAUUUGGAGACUCUUUGCUGGUGAACUGCAGUACAACAUGUGCAACAGAUAACAUAAUAAUCGAAGGAAUAAAAGAUCAAAAUCAUAGUGCUCAAUGGCGCACUGCUUAUUCCUCAAGUAUCCAACAAUGGUCUCUCAAAGUGACAUGUUUGGCAAAAUGCCCAGAGAGUCUGUUGCAGAUGAAAAUUAUCACUGUAUACAAUCGAGAGAUAAACAUUACUCCACCUCCUGAAGUGCUGGAAGUUAACAGAACAUAUAGUCUGGAGUGCACUGGUCCGAGGGUCUAUCCAAACAAUAAACUCAUACUCACAUGGCUGAGAGGGGGAGAGAUUGUUCAGAGUAAUUUCACAGGAGAAACAGGUUUCCCAGAUGAAGAUAAAAGAUUGAGGAACGUCUUCAGUUUCACUGCAAGUAUCUCAGAUGAUGGACAGGAGUACACCUGCUUGGCAGAAGUGGACUUGGGCUCCAACAGCACAGAACCAAUCGCAAACUCCUCUGUGACUCUGCAUAUUUACUCUUUUAUGGAUCCGCCUAGAAUCCUUGACAAAAAUCCCUUAGAAGUGAAGCAAGAAGUCACGUUAACGUGUGAGGUUACAAAUGUCUAUCCCGCUGAGAAGAUGAGAGUAAGAUGGUCUCAGGAUGGUGAAGAAUUGAAUUCAGUUCCAACAAGGCCAAAUUCCAAUACUAUCCGGGUAACAACAGCAUGGACACCACAGGUGUCUGGUCUGAUGGAAGUCACCUGUACAGCGGAUUUUGAGGAGUAUCCAUCUAUUCCACCAAAGAAUGAUAGCAUUUUCAUUGAGGUGUAUGCUUUCUCUGCCCCUGAAAUCCAAAUACCAAACAGCCCUGAAGGAAACCCAGUUAACAUUACCUGCAGGGUGUUUAAUGUCUCGGGCAAACUUCAACUCAGACUGAAGAACAGAAAUGACACUUUAGUGAAUGGAUCAGGCAGUAGUGGCCUCACUAUCUAUCAUACUGUAGAUGCACAAGCACAGCUGGAUGGACAGCAGUACGUCUGCGAGGCUGAAAUGAAACUUCAAUUACAGCCAAUGACAAGUCCCAUUGUUAAAAAACGGGUUGAGACUCUCCAUGUCCUGUAUGCUCCAUUAGAAGCACAGAUCUUUAAAGGUCAAGAAGAUUGGAUUAAAGGGAAAUCGCAGAAUUUAACAUGUCAAGGUGAAGGGAACCCAACUCCCCAGGUGUCCUGGACCAAAGAUGAAAAGAUAUUCAGCGGAGAGAUAGUCCACAUCCCAUCAGUCCAAAUGCAGCAUGGUGGUCUGUACAUAUGCACAGUCACCAAUGAAUAUGGAUCCAAACGCUCAUAUGUAAAUGCAGUCAUUUUGUAUAAACCAGGAGGCAUAACUAUAUCAGUAAAUAACAAAACAGUUUCAGAGUUUCCCGUAUAUGUCAGUAAAGGGGAUGAGGUUACAAUAACCUGCAAUUCCAAUGGAAAACCCACACCUACAAUAAAGUGGGAAGACCCCAGUAAUGGCAGCAACAUUGAGAUUGAUCCUCCUGGAGUUCUCCGUAUUUCCCAAGCAACAUCAGAACAUCAAGGAAUUUAUAAAUGUCGAGCUACCAAUCAACAUGGAAUUGAGGAGAAGGAAGUGGACAUCAGGGUCAAAGAUGAAACACAGAAGGGAUUGGCAUUGUAUGUAAUAAUCAUAAUCGUUGUAAUCAUCUCAGGCAUCAUAGCAAUCAUAUUGAGAACAUACUGUCAAUAUGCCCAAAGGAAAGGAAGCUAUGAUGUCUGUCCAAUUGAACUCAACAACAGGAAACCAUCUCCUUGAAUAACAUCGGUGAAUAAUCCCAUGGGAUAACAACAAAUACCAACAAACUUAGCCAAAAAGAGAUUUGGUGAUUGUUCAAGAAGAAAUCACUGAACUAAAACAGUAUUGUCCUUAUUGAGGGUACUAACAGUUUAUGGUGUAGAGUGCUACUUGCAGCACUCGUUAUUCCAACUGUAAGAUCUUCACAUUUAUUUUGAAAAAUGCUCUGUAUUUUUGAUAGCAUUUGAUGAAUUAUUUGUUUUUAAAAGCUAACUUAUUUUCACAUGCUGGAAAAUCACCUGAACUCUAACAUCUUAGGAUCACUAAUAGCAACAGAGUUACAGUGACACAGUAGGCCAUUCAACCUCUUGCACCUGUUCUGCGUUCAUUUAGAUUAUGAUCUCCACCCUAACUCCACUUACCUGACGUUACUCCAUAUCAGUGACCUAUUUCUGUCUUGAAUUUUUUUAACUGAGCCCCAGCAUCCUCAGCUUUCCGCGGCAGAGUGUUCCAGAUUUCCACUGCCCUUUCUGUGAAAAAGUUACAGGGAUUUUCUUUCCAACUCACUGAAGCAAAAAUGAGAGGAUUAAUUCUGAGGUGUCAGCAGGGAGCCAAUCACAUCGUGAGCACAAAUCAGUAACAAAGCUAUAGUACUGUAGCCCAGAUCUUUGACCACAUGUUUCCUAUGAGCAGUUUCCGCACUGGUAUCGCAGAAUUAUCCGUUAGGAGUGAAAUUCUAAAAUAAAUUGGUUUUUUGUGACUGAUGAA